Messenger RNA from Colletotrichum acutatum, 803 nucleotides. RefSeq lists its product as uncharacterized. The transcript has 2 exons. The record is from RefSeq and is a predicted model, not a curated record. Lineage: Eukaryota; Fungi; Ascomycota; Sordariomycetes; Glomerellales; Glomerellaceae. Bases 111 to 563 code for a protein of 150 amino acids.
AGGAAAGAAGCCUGGGCCCUUGCCAAGAGAAAAACCACUGACAAACAUAGAGGAAGUUCAUAUUGCAGGGACUCGUGGCGUGCGUUAGUGGGGACAACGGAGAUGGGAACAUGAAACAGAAGUGGGCGGCGCUACUGGGGGCACUUUGGGGUUCCAUUGCCGUCGCCUUCGGGGAAUUACUGCGUAGGAUUUUCCAAGGCACAGAGAACAAACAAGACCAAAUGAUCGACCAAGAGCCGAACAACGAAUUAGACGAGCGUUGUUAUCAUACCACACACAGGAUGUCAGGAUCAGAGAGGCAUUUCCCUCAGCCCUGGGUCCGUGGUCUGCGGGUACGAAUGGGUAGCCGCGUCCACUUCUCUCUCCUCCCCGAGUGCCCGAGUCCCCCGACAACGCGCACAGUCUGGACUCUCUGGAGUCUGCCCACAGGAAUACCAAGACCGGAUCAUCGUCAUGGAAGGACGAAGAAGCCCGGUAGCUGCAGAUGGAGCCAGACAUUCCCGCGCUACAAUUCUCCCACCAAACGAUGUACUGUGCUGACACGCAUACCUAUGUGCAUGUAAAUGCCUCUGACCUCAGCAGAGAUCGAGCGAUGGAAACGCGCAGAGCCGAAAGUUCAGACGCCGUUUUAAGAUUCGUCGAUCUCCCCUGGCACUAAACCAAUUCGGCCCAUCUCGAAAAGCCGAAAUGGUGCAGAUUCGCGUGUGACGCGCGGGGUUCAGGAGAAAGGAGGGGGUUUACUCGAGUCAAAUACGGAUACUGUCAAUCAAAAAAUCCCGAAAGUAUGACUUCAGGAGAUACCU